Alternaria conjuncta is the source of this 756-nucleotide messenger RNA. RefSeq lists its product as uncharacterized. The transcript is spliced from 3 exons. Gene Ontology annotation, cellular component: COPII-coated ER to Golgi transport vesicle; Golgi membrane; endoplasmic reticulum membrane. Gene Ontology annotation, biological process: endoplasmic reticulum to Golgi vesicle-mediated transport. Bases 1 to 756 code for a protein of 251 amino acids. Gene Ontology annotation, molecular function: COPII receptor activity. The record is from RefSeq and is a predicted model, not a curated record. Lineage: Eukaryota; Fungi; Ascomycota; Dothideomycetes; Pleosporales; Pleosporaceae.
AUGUGGAUAUUACCGCUGCUUGGAUAUGUCGGCGUUAUCCUGGGCUUCGCGUUCCUGACGCUUGCGAUAGCUUCCGGCCUAUACUACCUUUCUGAACUCGUGGAAGAGCAUACCGUCUUCGCGAAGAAACUGCUCUACCGGCUCAUUUAUGGCGUCGUUGGCAUACAAACACUCCUUCUCGUAGUCGAUAGGUUUCCAAUUGGACUCAGCGCAUUGAGUGUCGGGUCGCAUUUCAUCUAUGCGCAGAACCUAAGGCGGUUCCCUAUCGUCAAGCUCACGGAUCCACUCUUCUUGGCCUCUUGUGCUCUUGUAAUCGCGAACCACUACCUGUGGUUCCGCCACUUCAGUGCUCCGCCGGCGAACUCGUACUCCUCGUAUCCCUAUUCUCGCGAUGCCAACAUCCCCACCUUCACCGAAAUCGCAUCCUACUUCGGCCUCUGCGUGUGGCUAGUCCCCUUCGCCUUGUUCGUCUCCUUGUCUGCCGGCGAGAAUGUCCUCCCCUCGAUGGGCUCGGAGUACGCGACCGGAGAUGGUAGCAGCUACAUCACGCCAGGAACAGCACCAGCAUCAUACGGAACCGGAACAGGCAUUGGCGUCGGUGGAGCCAGUAGUGGCGUGGAAGGGAAGAGGAGGGCGAGAAGCGGAACAAACGCAGGCAUGGCGAAGGCUGUCGUCACUGGCGUCAGAGAGUGGGUUGGGGAGACAGGAGAGGUUAUGGGGUUGUGGAAGGGUGAGAGGACAAGGCCAACAUUCUAA